CAAGCCCAAGCCCGGGACUCUCCCCAGGCCGCGCCCCACCUUCAGUGAAUCCUGGCGGCCCAGCUCCGAGUCACCUGAGCCAGCGGACUCCCCAGGGGUCCCACCGACUCCGCCCCUGGCUGUCCCUCCCACCCCUCUGGGCGGGCCCGUCCCCUCCUCCACCUCCGCAGGGCGGAGCGUCUAGCUGAUGGCUGGGAGCCGGGCUGGGAGCCGGGCUCGGAGGCACUGGGCGGUCAGUGGGUUCCAGACGCGUCGCCGGCUGGUUGGGGUGCUGGCAUGGCCGCGUGCUUGUGAGUGCGGAGCGCGCGAGGGGCCGCUGCCACCAUGCCCAGGGGAGCGGGUGCCGCCGGGCUGUGCCUGCUGGCGCUCGCCCUGCCGGUGUGGAGCAGAAGAGGAAGUGGGGAGGGCAGCCCCCCUCUACAGCAUGAACUAAUAAUACCUCAGUGGAAGACUGCAGAAAGCCCCGUGGGCGAAAAGCAUCCACUCAAAGCUGAGCUCAGGGUAAUGGCUGAGGGGCGAGAGCUGAUCCUGGACCUGGAAAAGAAUGAGCACCUUUUCGCUCCAGCCUACACAGAAACCCAGUAUACUCCCAGUGGCACCCCUCAAACCACCACGCUGAAAUCCGAGGAUCACUGCUUUUACCACGGGACGGUGAGGAACGCAGAUCAGUCCAGUGUCACGCUCAGCACCUGCCGGGGAAUGAGAGGACUGAUCGUGGUGAACAGUAACCUCAGCUACAUCAUCGAGCCCCUCCCUGGCAGUGAGGGCCACCACCUUAUUUACAGAUCUGAACAUCUCAAGCUGCCUCCUGGGAACUGUGGGUUCGAGCACUCCGGAGCCAGCACCAGGGACUUGGGCCUUCAGUUUACAAACCAGAUCAAGAAAGGACUUCGCCGGAUGAAAAGGGACGAUUUAAGCUCCAUGAAGUAUGUGGAGCUCUACAUCGUGGCGGAUUAUGCGGAGUUUCAUAAGAACGGACGAGACCAGGAUGCCACCAAGCACAAGCUCAUGGAGAUCGCCAAUUACGUUGAUAAGUUUUACCGAUCCCUGAACAUCCGGAUUGCUCUCGUGGGCUUGGAAGUGUGGACUCACGGCGAUUUGUGUGAAGUUUCGGAGAACCCCUACUCUACCCUCUGGUCCUUUCUUCGUUGGAGGCGCAGGCUGCUCAUUCAGAAGAAACACGACAAUGCACAGUUAGUCACGGGCAGGUCUUUCCAGGGCAUCACCAUCGGCCUGGCCCCGCUCAUGGCCAUGUGCUCCGUGUACCAGUCUGGAGGAGUCAACAUGGACCACUCUGAGAAUUCCAUUGGCGUGGCUGCCACCAUGGCCCACGAGAUGGGCCACAACUUUGGCAUGAACCACGAUUCUGCCAACUGCUGCCCAGCCAGCGAGGCUGAUGGUGGGUGCAUCAUGGCAGCGGCCACCAGCCAUCCUUUCCCCAAAGUGUUCAAUGGAUGCAACAAAAGGGAGCUGGACAGGUAUUUGCAGACAGGCGGCGGGAUGUGUCUCUCGAACCUGCCGGACACGAGGACGCUGUACGGAGGCCAGCGAUGCGGAAACGGGUACCUGGAAGACGGGGAAGAGUGUGACUGCGGGGAGGAAGAGGAAUGUGAAAACCCCUGCUGCAAUGCCUCUGAUUGCACCCUGAGAGAGGGGGCCGAGUGCGCCCACGGCGCCUGCUGUCACCGGUGCAAGCUGCUGGCCCCUGGCACGCUGUGCCGCCAGCAGGCCCGGCAGUGCGACCUCCCAGAGUUCUGCACGGGCAAGUCUCCCCAUUGUCCCACCAACUUCUACCAGAUGGACGGCACCCCCUGUGAGGGCGGCCAGGCCUACUGCUACAAUGGCAUGUGCCUCACCUACCAGAAGCAGUGCCAGCAACUGUGGGGGCCUGGAGCCCGGCCUGCCCCUGAUCUCUGCUUCGAGAAGGUGAAUGUGGCAGGGGACACCUUUGGAAACUGUGGGAAGGACAUGAAUGGGGAGCACAAGAAGUGCAGCUUAAGGGAUGCCAAGUGUGGGAAGAUCCAGUGUCAGAGCUCUGAGGCCCGGCCGCUGGAGUCCAACGCGGUGUCCAUCGACACCACCAUCGUCAUGAAUGGGAGGCAGAUCCGGUGUCGGGGCACCCACGUCUACCGAAGUCCCCGGGAGGAGGGUGACAUUCUGGACCCAGGCCUGGUGAUGACCGGAACCAAGUGUGGUCACAACCACGUCUGCUUCGAGGGACAGUGCAGGAACACCUCCUUCUUUGAAAUGGAAGGCUGCGGGAAGAAGUGCAAUGGCCAUGGGGUCUGCAACAACAACCAGAACUGCCACUGCUUCCCGGGCUGGGCCCCGCCCUUCUGCGACACUCCCGGCCAGGGGGGCAGCAUCGACAGUGGGCCCAUGCCCACCGAGGGUGUGGGCCCCGUGCUAGCCGGAGUGUUCUCGGCCAUCUUUGUGCUGGUGGUCCUGGUGCUUAUGUACCACUGCUGCAAGCAGAAGAGCAAACUGAGCCAACUCAAGCCCUUCACCCUUCCCUCCAAGCUGAGGCAACAGUUCAGUUGUCCCUUCAGGGUGUCUCAGAACAGUGGAACUGGCCAUGCCAACCCAACGUUCAAGUUGCAGACCCCCCAGGGCAAGCGCAAGGUGACCAACACCCCUGAAACCCCACGGAAGCCCCCCCAGCCUCCUCCCCGGCCUCCUCCGGACUAUCUGCAUGGCGGGUCCCCUCCCAUGCCAUUGCCAGCACACCUUAUCAGGGCUCCUAGGAACCCCCCUGGGGCCGGGUCCCAAGUAGAGAGGAAGGAGUCAUCCAGGAGGCCACCCCCAAACCGGCCAAUGCCCCCUCCACCAAAUUGCAUCCUCUCCCAGGAUUUCUCCAGGCCCCGGCCGCCCCAGAAGGCUCUCCCAGCUAACCCAGUGCCAGGCCGCAAGAACCUCCCCCGGCCGGGCGGCACCUCCAUCCUGCUGCCCACUGCGCCUGUCCCUCAGCACCCCCGACCUCUGGGAGCACCUGCCCCGAAGUUUCCUGACAACAGGUCACACAGGGCUGGGGGGAUGACGAGCUCCAGAAUCUAGACCUGCCUGAGGGGCUGCUCCCUUCCCUUGAGGACUCUGAACCCCGCAAUCUGGAAGAAGCCUGUCCGGCCACCUCUGAGCCCUCCUCCCCUCCUCCCCUCCCCCUGGAACCACGGCAUCUCUGAAAAUCUCCUUCUUGACUCAGCGCCUCCCCAGUCUCCUCGGAGGCCCAGAGGGACCACUAUCCAAUAGCAUCCAAGUGUUGUUUUGUGCAAUAUACUGGCCCAGGGGUGGGGGGAGGGGCGUGCCGACCCAGGACCUCUUCCCUGCAGGAGAGGAUGAAUGGCAGCUUCUCCUCCAGCCUCCCUUCACCUGGCCCCUCACCUCAGAGGUGUCCCUGGCCCGCCAUCUGAGCCAAGAAGCCUAGCUGGGGAAAGUCCCCUUCAGCCCCUCCUCCGGUCAGGACUUAGCUUGGAGAAGCCAUCCCUGCUCGUCCUGUGGGGCGGG
Molecule: messenger RNA, 3501 nt
Organism: Phyllostomus hastatus (greater spear-nosed bat)
Lineage: Eukaryota; Metazoa; Chordata; Mammalia; Chiroptera; Phyllostomidae
Gene: ADAM19
Product: ADAM metallopeptidase domain 19
Exons: 23
Coding region: 325-3054 (909 amino acids)
Biological process (GO): membrane protein ectodomain proteolysis
Molecular function (GO): metalloendopeptidase activity
Source: RefSeq, a predicted model, not a curated record